Apaloderma vittatum (bar-tailed trogon) is the source of this 1371-nucleotide messenger RNA. RefSeq names its product TSEN2 tRNA splicing endonuclease subunit (gene TSEN2). Gene Ontology annotation, biological process: tRNA splicing, via endonucleolytic cleavage and ligation; tRNA-type intron splice site recognition and cleavage. The record is from RefSeq and is a predicted model, not a curated record. The transcript has 11 exons. Gene Ontology annotation, cellular component: tRNA-intron endonuclease complex. Bases 1 to 1371 code for a protein of 456 amino acids. NCBI's taxonomy places the organism in Eukaryota, Metazoa, Chordata, Aves, Trogoniformes, Trogonidae. Gene Ontology annotation, molecular function: nucleic acid binding; tRNA-intron lyase activity.
AUGGCAGAAGCAGCUUUUCAUCCUCCGAGAAGGAAAAGAAGAGUGUUUGAGACCUAUGAGGCUCCCUUUCCUGUGGAUGUAGGUGGGAAGGAUUUCAGAAUAUGCCAAGCUGAAAUUAUGAACAACAAUGUUAUUGUGAGGAACCCUGAAGACAUUGAACAGCUCUAUAACAAGGGCUAUUUUGGAAAAGGUAUCCUUUCAAGAAGCCGGCCGGUGUACAGCAUUUCCGAUCCUUUGCUGGUUGCAAAGUGGCAAGGUGCUAAUGUAAACAUGCCUAUAAUUACAUCAAGGAAGUACCAACGUCAUGUUCAGUGGGCUAAAAGUAUUUUGGAAGCUCAAGGAUUUGAUGACAGCUCGGUUACCAAAAUUCUUGAAAAUUACACUAAGGCUGUUGAGCUGCCGCUUUUGGAAGAGAGUGGAGCUGAACCAGUAGGUAAUACCUGCAAUACAGAAAAUACAGAACUUCCCAGGCAAUCUUCUACAGCUCCUGGAAAUGUAGUAGCCCAGAGCUCUGAGAAUGAGAACGAAGGCUGCAAGAAAGUGUGUUUGGAAGGAGACGCAGCAUCUGAUCUCGUGGCUCCAUGUGAAGAGCUGGACCAAGGUGACAGGAAGGAGAAGGCUGAAGUGUCCCGCCAGACGCUUGGCUCUGUCGGGUGUUGCGGCUGCGAGGCUGAGGGGAGCGCUGAGCAGCGGCCUCGCAAGAUGGUCAAGUCUAAAGAGCGUGCUCCAGAAUACGUGCUGGUGCAAGAGGAAGAAGAAGGUAGCCUAUGCCCUGAGGAUGACUCUGCUCACGCGCAAGGAAAUCUUGUCAAGAAGGAAAAACUAGUAUGCAGAAGAAAUCCAUUUAGGAUUUUUGAAUAUUUACAACUCAGUUUGGAAGAGGCUUUUUUCUUGGUGUAUGCUCUGGGAUGUUUAAGUAUUUAUUAUGAUGAGGAGCCCCUAACUGUUUUGAAGCUAUGGGAGGUUUUCAGCAAAGUGAAGCCUGAUUUUAAAACUACCUACAUGGCGUAUCACUACUUCCGCAGCAAGGGUUGGGUCCCCAAAGUCGGACUGAAGUACGGAACCGAUCUCUUGCUGUAUCGAAAAGGCCCGCCCUUCUAUCAUGCGAGCUACUCUGUCCUUGCGGAGUUAGUUGACGAUAAUUUUGAAGGUUCUCUUCGCAGACCGCUCAGCUGGAAGUGCUUGUCUGGGUUGAACAGAACAACUGUUAAUGCUUCUAAGGAACUUAUGCUGUGCUAUUUGAUUAGACCGUCCGACAUGACUGAAGAAGAGAUGUCGACACCAGAGUGUAUGAGAAGAAUUAAGGUUCAGGAACUGAUUGUAAGUCGUUGGGUUUCUUCCCGUGAGCGCAGUGAGCAAGAUGAAUUUUGA